Messenger RNA from Jaminaea rosea, 1545 nucleotides. RefSeq lists its product as hypothetical. Gene Ontology annotation, biological process: nucleocytoplasmic transport. NCBI's taxonomy places the organism in Eukaryota, Fungi, Basidiomycota, Exobasidiomycetes, Microstromatales. Gene Ontology annotation, cellular component: nuclear pore. The record is from RefSeq and is a predicted model, not a curated record. Gene Ontology annotation, molecular function: structural constituent of nuclear pore. The coding region runs from base 51 to 1433 and encodes 460 amino acids. The transcript has a single exon.
GCCUUUGUCUCUUCCGUCCGUCCAAUCAAGGCAUAUACCCACCACGCGCCAUGAUCCGAUCAUCAUCCUUUGGCACUCUGGGUCAGCCUCCAGCCAAGCAGCCAUUCUCCUUCGGUGGUGGCGCCUCAUCAUCACAGCCGCAACAGCCUCAAUCAGCUACGACGGGAGGCUUCUCCUUCGGAGGCGCCGCUGCUCAGCCUUCGACGAGCAACAACAACAACACGGCCGCCUCGUCGACGUCUCUGUUUGGAGCACCAAAGCCAGCGACGGCAGGCGGCUUCUCUUUCGGCGCCGGGGCGACCUCACAGCCUCAACAGCCGCAGCAGCCGCAGCAGCAAAGCAAUCCUGCUCCAUCACUAGGCGGCAGCCUCUUUGGCGGUGCAGCUUCCAACUCGGCCCAGCCUUCAACAUCCCUCUUUGGCCAGCCUCAGCAGCAACAACAGCAGCAGCAGCAGCAGCAACCGAAUCAAUUUGUUUCAGGCGGUGGCGGCUUCAGCUCCUCUCUCUUCGGCCAAUCACAAUCGCAGCAGCCCAACAACCAGCUACAAGCCUCUCAGGCUUCCACAUCCGCCUCCCCCUUCAGCCGUCACGCCUUCUACCAGAAAGAGCGCUUCAAUGAUCUCCCUGACGAUGCUCGUAAGCUCGUCGAGGAGAUGGACGCCUUGAUCACCUCGCACGUCUCCAUCCGUGACGAAGUCCACCCCAAACUCAUCCCGGCCUCUUCUUCCUCCUCCUCUGCUACAACCGCCGAGCUCGCACCAUUAGGGGCGCAAAUCCACUCUCUCUACUCUCAGCUACACGACGCAACCGUGACCCUGAGCGCGCUGAGUGCUACAGUAGAUUACCAACAAGCCAAUGUGCGCAGCUUGGCCAAUGGAGUCGAGACGGACAGGAGGGAUCUGGCCCAACUGUGGGAGAUUGGGGAUGCGUACAGGCAGAAUCAGAUGGGUGGCACGAUGCAAGCGCCGUCGCAGGGACAGGGGCAGCAGCAAGCCUUUGGACAAAGCCAAGGCUUUGGUCAGAGCCAACAAGGUCAGCAGUCGCAGCAGCCAAAUCAGCAACAGCAGCCCCAACCCUCCCCCACCUCCUCCCGCCCGAACAAUGCCCAAAAGCAUCGCCAAUUCCUCUCCUCCUACUUCACACGCUCCGCCUCCGACUUCCAGGCCCGUGUAGCGCAAUAUAGACGCUCUCUGGACGCUAUCACGCAACACCUCUCUUCCCUCUCCUCGCGGGACAAGCACUCACCCAGAGCGAUCAGUGACACCAUCUACUUUCAGCAUGAGACGUUCAUGCAGUUCGCUGGACAGGUGGCUGCGUUGAACGGGGAGGUAGAGGGAUUGAAGAGGGACUACCGCACUUGGUAUGCGAAGGUCUUCAGGAGUGUGAGGGAUCCAUUCGAGGCCAAGGGGGAAGGAGAUGGGCUGGACAUGUAGGCAAUGAAGAGUGUGCAGGGGGCGUCAUAGGCGACAAGGAAGGCACGCAACCGAACGCCACGGCGAGCCGAUGUACAUGCAGCAUGGAAUGGCAUCAAAAAUGGACACAUUA